Molecule: messenger RNA, 579 nt
Organism: Aspergillus fischeri NRRL 181
Lineage: Eukaryota; Fungi; Ascomycota; Eurotiomycetes; Eurotiales; Aspergillaceae
Exons: 2
Coding region: 1-579 (192 amino acids)
Biological process (GO): carbohydrate metabolic process
Source: RefSeq, a predicted model, not a curated record
AUGACGUAUGACUUGCACGGCCAAUGGGAUGUCGACAACAAAUCGGCCAUUCCCGGCUGCCCAGCCGGUAACUGUCUUCGAUCCCACGUCAACAAGACCGAGACGCACGAUGCCCUGGUCAUGAUCACCAAAGCUGGCGUGGAAGCCCGGCAGCUAGUUACUGGCGUCACCAGUUACGGUAGAAGUUUCCGCAUGAAUGAUGCGUCCUGCUCCGGUCCCUUUUGCACCUAUGCCGGAGAUAGGAAUCACUCCAUGGCCUAUGCCGCACCUUGUACGGCAACUGGUGGCUACAUUGCCAACGCCGAGAUCAAAGACAUCAUCAAGAACCACGGCAACUACUCCAUCGUCAAGUCGUGCAUUGACAAGGAUUCUGACUCCAAUAUUCUCAUGUACGGUAAUCCCGGAGCGGUGGAUUGGGUGGCCUACAUGGACGGCGUCGUCAAGGCCAACCGAAUCAACUGGAUCAAGAGCCUCAACUUUAAGCUGUCCAAGAGGGAGGCACUGGUGGACGCUUCCAAGGCGAGGGGUCUGUUGAAGAAUAGCGAUCUGGCCAAGUUUCCGCAGAGGUUUAGGGAUUAA